Molecule: messenger RNA, 1155 nt
Organism: Tribolium castaneum (red flour beetle)
Lineage: Eukaryota; Metazoa; Arthropoda; Insecta; Coleoptera; Tenebrionidae
Exons: 4
Coding region: 1-1155 (384 amino acids)
Biological process (GO): long-chain fatty-acyl-CoA metabolic process
Cellular component (GO): peroxisome
Molecular function (GO): alcohol-forming very long-chain fatty acyl-CoA reductase (NADP+) activity
Source: RefSeq, a predicted model, not a curated record
AUGGCCGAACUUCCAACAAUCACCGAAUUUUUCCGCGGAAAAAAUAUUUUCAUAACGGGCGGAAGCGGCUUUAUCGGGAAAGUCCUAGUGGAAAAGUUGCUACGAUCAUGCCCCGAUUUGGCCAACAUUUACUUACUCAUGCGGGAGAAAAAAGGGAAAAAUUUGGAGGAAAGAAUCAAACUCAUAACAGACCUGCCGCUUUUUGACCAAAUCAAAUCGAAAAACCCGAAAAUUUUGGACAAAAUCAAAAUCAUCAAUGGUGACGUUACUCGGCUGGGCCUCGGCCUCACUCCCGCCGAUCGCCAAUUAUUCGUCCACAACAUCAAUAUUAUCUUCCACGGAGCGGCCUCUGUGCGUUUUGAUGACGCUCUCAGCGAUGCUGUUUUGUUAAAUACGAGGGGCACCCGUGAAGUCGUCAAUCUUGCGUUGGCCAUGAAAAAUCUACUCACUUUCGUCCACAUCUCGACGACUUAUUGCAACACAGAUCGCAAAGUGAUUGGCGAACAGCUGUACCCAGCCCACGCUGAUUGGCGGAAAACAAUUGAAAUUGCGGAAAGUGUUGACAGACACGCUUUGAAUAUCUUGACAGAAAAAUACAUACAUCCUUUGCCCAACACUUACACUUUUACGAAAUCGUUGGCCGAACAUGUGGUCUAUGACCUGUGCAAGGGGAAAAUACCGGCGGUGAUUUUUCGACCUUCGAUUGUCAUUUCCACCGCACACGAGCCAUUCCCGGGCUGGAUUGACAAUUUCAACGGCCCGGUGGGCCUGCUGGUGGCCUCCGGCAAAGGCAUCGUGCACACCGUUUACAGCGACCCCGACGUAAUCGCCGACUACGUCCCAGUGGACAUCCUCGCCAAAGCAAUGAUCAUAGCAGCGUGGAAACAGGCCGUCAAGACCAAGUCUCCCGAGCGCCUAAACCCCGUCUUCUACAACGGCAGCAACAACGACGUGCAGCCCAUCACCAUGGGCGACAUGGUCGAGAUGGGCAAGGGCAUCUGCGAGGACGUGCCCUUCAACGACGUGCUAUGGUACCCCUCCGGGUCGGUGAACAAGUGCUACUACGCCUACUUGCUCAAAGUGUACUUCUACCAUCUGCUCCCGGCGCUCAUCAUCGACGGGCUGCUCAAAGUCAUGGGCAAGAAACCCAUGUAA